UGAUAGAUAUAAACACCAGACGAGAUGCGCUCCUUCAUCAUCAUCGCUUUGUUCGCUCUUAUUGCCGUGGCUGCCGCUCAAGGCGGACGUCGUGGCGGACGAGGAGGUCCUCAGGGUGGACCACAGGGAGGCCCGCAAGGAGGACCUGGUGGUCCAGGUGGUCCUGGUGGUCCAGGCGGUCCUGGUGGUCCAGGUGGUCCAGGCGGUCCACAAGGAGGACCUCAGGGAGGACCUCAGGGUGGCCCACAAGGAGGACCUGGUGGUCCCGGCGGUCCCGGUGGACCAUGGGGUCUGCCUCCAAAUGCCACGCUUCCCAGCAACAGCACCACCACCACAACGACAACUGAAGCCAGCACCUCCACCUCAACCACCGAAGCCAGCACCAGCACCAGCACCGAAUCUUCCGCUUAAGCCGUAGAGCUCCAUCCAAUCUAAAAUCCAUUUUUGGCUUGUUCUCUACCGCGCUUCCCUUCAUAUUAAUAAAAGUCCUUUCUGCAAGAAGUAAA
This is a messenger RNA of Drosophila eugracilis, 506 nucleotides long. RefSeq names its product putative polyketide hydroxylase. The coding region runs from base 25 to 411 and encodes 128 amino acids. Lineage: Eukaryota; Metazoa; Arthropoda; Insecta; Diptera; Drosophilidae. The transcript has a single exon. The record is from RefSeq and is a predicted model, not a curated record.